This is a messenger RNA of Triticum aestivum (bread wheat), 1366 nucleotides long. RefSeq lists its product as uncharacterized. The record is from RefSeq and is a predicted model, not a curated record. The transcript is spliced from 3 exons. The coding region runs from base 233 to 805 and encodes 190 amino acids. NCBI's taxonomy places the organism in Eukaryota, Viridiplantae, Streptophyta, Magnoliopsida, Poales, Poaceae.
AGAUGCACCAGACUCCGUUUCCAGAAAGAAAGAAAGAUGCACCAGACUUGCCUGCACUGUUUCUCCUGCUCUGCUAUAGACUGCUACACACCACCAUCACCAUUUGUUCUGAGCAGUGAGCAAAACCACCACCACCACCACCAUUUCCUCUUCUGAGCAAAACCACCAUCACCUUUUACCACCUACCAAGGCGCCGGCCGCGCGGGCAGGGCACAGACCGUCCGGCAACGCAAUGGCGACCUCCGCGCGUUCCUGCUCCUCCGGCCUUCUCUUGGUCUUCCUCCUCGCCGUGUGUGCGGCCUCGGCCUCGGAGGAGACCGUGCGCGUCACGCCCACCGUGAUUGGGUGCUACCCGGCGGCCACCAACGGCAGCAGCUUCAAUGCGACGGCGUUCCGCGCCAGCCUCCUCCCGCUCCUCGGCGCGCUCCCCUCGGCCGCCGCGCCGACGGGCUUCGCGUCCCUGCGGUCCGACCGCACGCUCGCCCGCGGGGUCUGCUUCGGCGACGCCGCGCCGUCAGACUGCCUCGCGUGCCUGUCCGCGCUGGCCAAGAACCUGACCGACGGCUGCGGCGCCGCCACCACCCGGCUCGCCGGCGUCUGGAACGACGGCUGCUUCGUGUCGUACGCCGACACCGUCGCCCCCUCGGCCACCACACUGCUCUCCACUGCGCUGGUGCCUCGCAGCGAACCCAGCGACACCAACGACUCCAACGGCUUCAUCAACCUUACUCUCGUUCUCCUCUACGCCCUUGUAGCGAUGCAGUUCGUCAACCUGAUGCUGACAAUCACUAAUGCUUUCAACUGAUCGGUGAAGAGAAGAAUGCAAUGCAGUCAGCACGCACGUGACAGAUCAAACUGCAACAAACUACACUGUGUGUAUGUGUGUGUAUGUGUUCGCGUGGUCUCCAUCGACGAGUUAGGAGCAUGCCUACUUCUGUUUCGUUGAGUUAUGUGUGUGAUGUGAGCAUGUCGUGAGUUGUAGUCAUUGAUUAAGCAGACUUGCAAGAAUGGCACUCCGGCCAGUUUGAUCAACUGUUUGCUUGCCUGCAUGGUAGUAGUUAAUUAAUUUGUAAUGGGGACCCUGUUAAUUUGCGGACAAACCUCUGUCCCAAACUAAUUUUCAUCAUAUAUCAAACAAGGAAACCGGAAUAAAAAUUUAUUUACCGCGCCUACUCCCUGGAUGAACUCCCUCGUGGGAAUUCCCCUUCCCCUUCCCUUUGGUUACCAAACAGGUUGUGAGAGCCAGCAUGUGAACGUGAGACACAACUGCUAGUACUAUAUAUAUCGAUCGUCUAUCGACACGCAGCGCUUGCAGCUGCAGGCAAGGCACGUCAUUACUCGCGCCGAUCGAGCUACCACCGGUCGG